Messenger RNA from Acinonyx jubatus (cheetah), 10257 nucleotides. It is a transcript of the gene ZNF236, whose product is annotated as zinc finger protein 236. The coding region runs from base 2281 to 7866 and encodes 1861 amino acids. The record is from RefSeq and is a predicted model, not a curated record. The transcript has 31 exons. NCBI's taxonomy places the organism in Eukaryota, Metazoa, Chordata, Mammalia, Carnivora, Felidae. Gene Ontology annotation, cellular component: nucleus. Gene Ontology annotation, molecular function: DNA-binding transcription factor activity, RNA polymerase II-specific; RNA polymerase II cis-regulatory region sequence-specific DNA binding. Gene Ontology annotation, biological process: regulation of transcription by RNA polymerase II.
GGGCGGGGGGGAGACAGGAUCCCAAGCAGGCUCCACUUCCGCGUAGAGCCCGACACAGGGCUCGAUCUCACAGACCCUGAGAUCUUGACCUGAGCUGAGUUCAAGAGUCUGACUCUUAACUGACUGAGCCACCCAGACGCCCCUGCUCAAUUUCUGAUCUUUGUACAGUCAGUGUUUGUUUACAUUUGGUGGUGAAUUUGUGUCCUUGGAGUCAGGGAGAGCGGACAGUUGAAGAGAGUGUGUUGGUGCCUGUGUGUGUUAGGUGACUGGGUAAACUGAUCUCGGAGUGAUCAUCCCCUGCCUCUGGGGGCAGGGAUGGGCAGAAAGGCGUACUUGAAAAAUCCUGGCCUGGGUGAACUCUUAGAUUUGGGCCCUGCUGGAUGCAGGUGGCUCUGUGCUUACUCUGCGUGUGUGGAGUCGGGUACAGAGGACACCGACCUGAUUUGGACAGCAUCAGGAACGUGUGCUGCCUGAGUGUCACGUGACGUUCCUCGGGCCGCUUCUUAACAAUGCAGCUGUCCCCAGGAGGGCGGACCAUUCGUGUGAUCACACCUUACUUAGAUCCGUGGCCCCUUAAACAAUCUGGUGGCCUCUGUGGCUGCGGACAUGCUACCUCUCCCCCAGCACAAUGGGAAGUGUGUGGACGUGUGGGUUUCACAGGGUUUGUGGACCUCCUAAGCUCGUCCUAAGGAUACAUUUGUUUCAUAGGCUUCUUUCUGAACAACAGGUACUCUGUGGACCGGAAAUUGGACAUUCGAAUGAACUUGAAGAGGUGAUAGGCGAAAGAGUUCUUUGUAAGGCCUGGGACGCUGUCCAGAAAGAACAGUGUGCAUGAUAGAGUCCACCUCGCCCUGGGAGGAAGGCUUCGUACUUUCUCAGUGCAGAGAAAUGACGUGUGCAAAGCCUGUGUCCCCAAAGCAGAGCAAAAGUCGAGAGAUGCUGUGGAUUUUAAAAUUAUGCUCUCUGUGGAAACUAAGACAUGUUUUUCCCUUGUAGUUAUGCUUUGAUUUGAAUUAUCAUUUUAAGUUUGUGUUUGAACCAAAUUAAUAGUGUAUUAUCGCUGGUGGAAGGGACGUACUGAAGACAUGAUUUUAGUAUGUUUUGAGCUUCGUUAAGGAGGUCUUGCUUCUUAAGAUAAAAAUCUUCCCUGGAAAAGUCUUAAUUCAUAAGCAAAACAAUGUGAUUUUUCAGGUUUGAGUGUAUAGUCUCUUAUCUCUUGGGUUUUAUCUGUUAGUUGCAGGUAAUUACAUAAUUACAUCCUUUCUCAUUUUGGGCUGUCAUUAAGCAGUUUCAGCAAAGACGCUAUGAACAUCGUUUCGUUCUACAUCCUGAAGUAGCCUUUUAGUUUUGUGUUUAUUGAGGAGCUCUGUCACCUCUGUAUUCAGCCAUUCGGUGGAAGCAGUUGCUACUGAGUUCUUAAAACACAAUUUUCAACAGAUAUUUUACUUGAACAUUCUCAACCUCCCAAACUGUUUCUUUCCAUAGUACAAACUUUUCCAAAGGGAAUAAUAUAUCAAUUGAUGUCCCAGCAACCAUUUUUGGGGGGACGCGGGGAGUCCUAAAACAUUUGUUAUUAAUUUACUGUAGAAAUUUUGAAUGCAUGUCUGUGAACAGAAUGUGGAUAUAGUUGAAGAUAAAUAGAAUAAAAGCUAUGUGCAUCUUUUCUGUAGUAGACCCGUUUGUUUCUGGAUGAAGUUGUGGUCUAUCGAACUAUGCCAGUGUUUCUAGAAACGAAUCGGCUUUACCCGGGGUCCGCCGGAGGAAUUCUUGAAGGUGCCACCCACUCUCUGUGCCCAGCCACCCCACCUCCUCCGUGGCCUGGCCUCUGCCCCGCCCCCCCCAUCCGUGGCCACACUUCUCCUUCAGGGCACUUGCACCUUAGGAGAAGGACUUUUGGCCAAACUUGGAACCGUGGCUUCUUUUCUCAAGGGAGGCAUUUAAAGGUCUUUUGAAAAUGUGGAAUGCCCAUGUUUACCAUGGCAUUCCAUGAGAAAUAGAACACUUUCUGGAGCUUACUUUAACACUAGAGCCUUAAAAUCAACCCUACUUUACUUCCAGAUUUCUAAAUUUUAAUAUUUUUGAGUCAGAUUUGAUACAAAGAGUCGUACGUGCUGUUAUUUCUAGCUCUUGUAUCAUUAACAUGUAUUAUGUAUUUGUGUCUAAAUUAUAGUAAGACUUGGAGUUUAUUUAAAGAGUUGUAGCAGUUUUGGACAUCUUUAUUUCCUGAAAUUCUUGACGAAUUUUUGUGAUUAUUGCAUAUUUUUAUCAGAAAAUACUCUUAUGUUUGUAGCUGUUGACCUGAGUGCUGUCGAGAAGUGUAUCGUGAGGCCCAGGGCUCAUCCGGAGGGAGCACUGCCGGCCUCUGUCCGUCUGACCGAUGGAGUUUUAACAUUGAAUGCGGAGAACACUAAUUAUGCCUAUCAAGUUCCAAACUUCCAUAAGUGUGAAAUCUGUCUGCUAUCUUUUCCAAAAGAGUCCCAGUUUCAACGCCACAUGAGGGAUCACGAGCGAAAUGACAAGCCACAUCGAUGUGACCAGUGCCCCCAAACAUUUAAUGUUGAAUUCAACCUGACACUUCAUAAAUGCACCCACAAUGGGGAAGACCCUACCUGUCCUGUGUGUAACAAGAAGUUCUCCAGAGUGGCUAGUCUCAAAGCGCAUAUUAUGCUGCAUGAAAAGGAAGAGAACCUCAUCUGCUCGGAGUGUGGGGAUGAGUUCACCCUGCAGAGCCAGCUGGCCAUCCACAUGGAGGAGCACCGCCAGGAGCUGGCCGGGAGCCGCGUGCACACCUGUAAGGCCUGUAGGAAGGAGUUCGAGACGUCGUCACAGCUGAAGGAGCACAUGAAGACGCACUAUAAAAUUAGGGUGUCAAGUACAAGGUCUUACAAUCGGAACAUCGACAGGAGUGGAUUCACGUACUCGUGCCCACACUGUGGAAAGACGUUUCAAAAGCCAAGCCAGUUAACUCGGCAUAUUAGGAUACACACAGGUGAAAGGCCGUUUAAAUGCAGUGAAUGCGGGAAGGCUUUCAACCAGAAGGGGGCGUUGCAGACGCACAUGAUCAAGCACACAGGUGAAAAACCCCACGCCUGUGCCUUCUGUCCUGCCGCCUUUUCUCAGAAAGGGAAUCUGCAGUCACACGUGCAGAGAGUUCACUCGGAGGUCAAGAAUGGCCCUACCUAUAAUUGUACAGAAUGUAGUUGUGUAUUUAAAAGUUUGGGUAGCUUGAACACUCAUAUCAGCAAGAUGCAUAUGGGUGGACCACAGAAUCCAGCAAGUUCUGCAGAGACGGCGCAUGUGUUAACGGCCACACUGUUUCAGACGUUACCUCUCCAGCAGACGGAAGUCCACGUCACGUCCACGUCGAGUCAGCAGAAUUCCCAGGCGGUGACCGAUGUCAUCCAGCAGCUCCUGGAGCUGUCCGAGCCGGGGCCGGCUGAGUCCAGCCAGCCCCCUCAGCCCGGCCAGCAGCUCAGCAUCACAGUGGGCAUCAACCAGGACAUUUUACAGCAAGCCUUAGAAAACAGUGGGCUGUCUUCAAUUCCAGCUGCAGCGCACGCUCACGACCCCAGCCACGCCAGGACGCCCUCCGCGCAGGGGCCCACCGCGGACACGCCUCACGCCUCAAGUGAGCCGCCCCCCCCCGCCGAUGCAGAGCCAGAAAAAGAACAAGAAAGCCCAGAGAAGUUGGAUAAAAAAGAAAAAAAAAUUCUAAAGAAGAAAUCGCCAUUUCUCCCUGGUUCGAUCCGCGAGGAGAACGGUGUCCGGUGGCACGUGUGUCCCUACUGCACCAAGGAGUUCCGGAAGCCGAGUGACCUGGUGCGCCACAUCCGCAUUCACACCCACGAGAAGCCCUUCAAGUGUCCGCAGUGUUUCCGGGCCUUUGCCGUAAAGAGCACCCUGACCGCGCACAUCAAGACCCACACGGGCAUCAAGGCGUUCAAGUGCCAGUACUGCAUGAAGAGCUUCUCCACGUCGGGGAGCCUCAAAGUGCACAUCCGCCUGCACACAGGAGUCAGACCUUUCGCUUGUCCUCACUGUGACAAAAAGUUUCGGACCUCAGGCCACAGGAAGACUCACAUUGCUUCUCACUUUAAACACACGGAGCUAAGGAAGAUGAGGCACCAGCGGAAACCGGCGAAGGUUCGAGUCGGCAAGACGAACGUUCCGGUCCCUGACAUUCCUUUGCAAGAGCCGAUUCUCAUAACUGACGUAGGUCUUAUCCAGCCCAUUCCAAGAAACCAGUUUUUUCAAAGUUAUUUUAAUAACAAUUUUGUAAACGAAGCAGACAGACCGUACAAGUGUUUUUACUGUCAUCGUGCAUAUAAAAAGUCUUGCCACCUUAAACAGCACAUCAGAUCACAUACAGGUGAAAAGCCUUUUAAAUGUUCUCAGUGUGGAAGAGGCUUUGUUUCUGCGGGAGUGCUCAAAGCACACGUCCGCACGCACACUGGAGUCAAGUCUUUCAAGUGUCUGAUAUGUAACGGGGCUUUCACUACUGGCGGUAGCCUACGGCGACACAUGGGUAUCCACAAUGACCUUCGUCCCUAUAUGUGUCCCUAUUGCCAGAAAACGUUUAAGACCUCGCUAAAUUGCAAAAAGCACAUGAAAACCCAUAGGUACGAGCUCGCCCAGCAGCUCCAGCAGCACCAGCAGCAUCAGCCAGCCGCCCCCCUGGACGACAGCACCGGGGACCAGCAGAGCGUGCACGCCCCGACGCACGUGCAGGUGGACAUCGAGAGUGACGAGCUGCGGCGGGCGGCCGCGGACACCGCCAACCCCGAGGCCAUGCUAGACCUGGAGCCACAGCAGGUCGUGCGCACGGAGGACGCGGGGCUUGGCCAGCCGUUGACACACCAGCCUCUGGAAGCGGACGAAGAUGGGUUCGUGGCCCCGCCGCCCGCCCUGCCAGGGCCCGUGGACCAGUUUGAGGAACGGGCUCCAGCACAGUCCUUCGAGCCGGCUGGCUUGUCGCAGGGCUUCCCCGUGACGGAUCCGUACGGUCAGCAGACCGCGUUCGCGCCCGUCCAGCAGCUGCAGGACUCGAGCACGCUGGAGUCUCAGGCCCUGUCCGCCAGCUUCCACCAGCAGAGCCUGCUCCCCGUGCCCGGCUCUGACGCCAUGAACGUGACAACUCGUUUGAUCCAAGAGUCGUCCCAAGAAGAACUGGAAGUGCAGACCCCACGCCCCGAAUUCCUGGAGGCCGGGGAGGACCAGGGCCGGCGCUCCUACAGGUGUGAGUACUGCAACAAAGGCUUUAAGAAGUCCAGCCACCUGAAGCAGCACGUGCGGUCGCACACCGGGGAGAAGCCCUACAAGUGCAAGCUCUGUGGCCGUGGCUUCGUGUCCUCGGGCGUUCUCAAGUCUCACGAGAAGACCCACACAGGAGUGAAGGCCUUCAGCUGCAGUGUUUGCAACGCUUCGUUCACGACCAACGGCAGCCUCACCAGGCACAUGGCCACGCACAUGGGCAUGAAGCCCUACAAGUGUCCGUUCUGCGAGCAGGGCUUCCGCACCACAGUCCACUGCAAGAAGCACAUGAAGAGGCACCAGGCGGCCCCCUCUGCCGCGCCAGCCCCGGGGGAGGCGGACGGAGGAGAUAUGUGUGUGGAGGAAGAGGAAGAAAAUCCCGAGAGAAACCCAUCUCGAAAGGCCCGUCCCGAGGUCAUCACCUUCACAGAGGAGGAGACGGCACAACUGGCCAAAAUUCGGCCGCAGGAAAGCGCGACGGUGUCGGAGCAGGUCCUGGUGCAGUCGGCGGCCGAGAAGGACCGCGUCAGCGAGAUGAAGGACAGACAGGCGGAGCUGGAGGCCGAGCCCAAGUUCGCCAACUGCUGCUCCUACUGCCCCAAGAGCUUCAAGAAGCCCAGUGACCUCGUGAGGCACGUGCGAAUCCACACUGGAGAAAAGCCAUAUAAAUGUGAUGAAUGUGGGAAGAGCUUUACUGUUAAAUCGACCCUAGACUGCCACGUGAAGACGCACACAGGUCAGAAGCUCUUCAGCUGUCACGUGUGCAGCAACGCCUUUUCCACAAAGGGGAGCCUGAAGGUGCACAUGCGCUUGCACACGGGAGCGAAGCCCUUCAAGUGUCCGCACUGUGAGCUGCGCUUCCGCACGUCCGGGCGGAGGAAGACACACAUGCAGUUUCAUUAUAAACCCGACCCGAAGAAAGCCAGGAAGCCCGUGGCCCGAAGCCCGUCGGAGGCGCUGCAGCCCUUAAACCUGCUCAGCCCGUCAUCCGCUGACCCCAGCGUGUUCGUCAUGAACAACUCUGUCCUGACGGGGCAGUUCGAGCAGAACGUGCUUCCGCAGGGGCUGGUGGGCCAGGCCAUCCUCCCUGCCUCCGUGUCGGCUGGUGGUGACUGGACGGUGUCUUUGACGGACGGGAGCUUGACCAGCCUGGAGGGCAUACAGUUACAGCUGGCUGCUAACUUAGUCGGGCCAAACGUCCAGAUCUCUGGAAUCGAUGCCUCCAGCAUUAACAACAUCACAUUACAGAUUGACCCAAGUAUUUUGCAGCAGACACUACAACAGGGCAACUUGCUCAGUCAGCAGCUGCCGGGGGAGCCCGGCCUGGCCUCCCAAAACAGCACCUUGCAGACACAGGACAGCACGGUCCCAGCCAGUGUCGUCAUCCAGCCCAUCUCAGGCCUGUCCUUACAGCCCACGGUGACAUCUGCCAGUCUGACCAUCGGCCCGCUGUCUGAGCAGGACCCCGUGAUGACCACCAGCAGCGGGACUCAAGACCUCUCUCAGGUGGUGACGUCGCAAGGCCUGGUAUCCACCUCCAGCGGCCCCCACGAGAUCACCCUGACCAUUAACAACUCGAGCCUGAGCCAGGUGUUGGCGCAGGCUGCCGGGCCCGCUGCCGCGUCGUCCUCCGGGUCCCCGCAGGAAAUCACCCUGACCAUCUCUGAACUUAAUGCUACAACUGGAAGCCUGCCUUCGACGACACCCAUGUCUCCGUCGGCCAUAUCUACUCAGAACCUGGUCAUGUCUUCAUCAGGGGCGGGGGGAGAUGCCAGCGUCACGCUGACUCUGGCCGAUACUCAGGGCUUGCUCUCCGGAGGACUGGACACGGUCACACUCAACAUUGCUUCUCAGGGUCAGCAGUUCCCAGCCUUACUCACGGAUCCCUCGCUCUCCGGCCAAGGGGGAGCGGGCUCCCCACAGGUCAUCUUAGUGAGCCACACCCCCCAGCCCUCCUCCGCUGCUGGCGAAGACAUCACCUACCAGGUCACUGAUGUCUCUGCCAGCCUGGCCCAGGGCGGGCCGCCCGAGAAGGAGGCCCGGCUGCACCAGUGCGUGGAGUGUGGCCGCGGCUUCGCGUCGGCCGCCAUGCUGCUGCAGCACAGCAAGGAGGUGCACGGCCGGGAGCGCAUCCACGUGUGUCCCGUGUGCAGGAAGGCCUUCAAGCGUGCCACUCACCUCAAGGAGCACAUGCAGACGCACCAAGCCGGCCCUUCCCUCAGCUCCCAGAAGCCCAGAGUGUUCAAGUGUGACACCUGUGAGAAGGCGUUCGCCAAGCCCAGCCAGCUGGAGCGGCACAGCCGUAUCCACACAGGAGAGCGGCCGUUCCACUGCACGCUCUGCGAGAAGGCCUUUAACCAGAAGAGCGCGCUGCAGGUGCACAUGAAGAAGCACACGGGCGAGAGGCCCUACAAGUGUGACUACUGCGUCAUGGGCUUCACCCAGAAGAGCAACAUGAAGCUGCACAUGAAGCGGGCGCACAGCUACACCGGAAGCGUGCAGGAGCCCGUGGCCCCGCAGGAGCCCGGAGCGGAGGAGCUGAGCCGCACCCUCCAGCUGGAAGACGUGGUGCAGGAGGCCGCGAGCGAGUGGCAGGCCUUGGCCGGUGUGUUCUGACGCGCCCGACCCGCCUGGAGGGCCAUCCCUGCGUCGCGUGUCGCGGAAGAACAGAGCGCUUGGAGUGUCCGUGUGGAAGCUCCAAGUGUCAAGGAUGUUACCACCGCGGUGUUUCAGUUAUAAAAUUAUCUAAGAAUCAUUGUCUUUCAGAGACUGAGAGGAAAAAACCGGGGACGGUGUGAACGCGGUGCCGUCAUUUGUCUACGAAUCAUUGAGCUCAGGUACUACGCUAGGUAGUUUCCCCCUCUACUCGGCGGCCAGUGCAUCUAGUUAAACAGAACUUAACUGGAUCUCACUGUCCUCGUGGUGUGACGUCUUUGUAUUGGCAAAGACGAAAGUUACCAUGGAAAAAGUAAGAUAGUUUCCUUCAUGCUUUCUGUCGUAAGAAGCAGAGCUUAUAAAACACACAUAAAAUAGGUGCAUGAAGUUCGAAAAAUGUCAGAACACACAGGGAAGUUUUUUCCAUUUCUUUUCCUCUGUGCAUUUCGAAGUUAGAAAUGGACUGUUUUUGGUCUACCGUAAGUUAAUCUAACUAGUUCCUUGAGAGCCGGCUGGACCAGUUCUCUCCGCAUUACGUUUGUCUAAUCAUUAGCUACAGGAACACAGCAUCGGGGCAGAAACCUGGGGGGCUGUAAACCCGACGCCGAGAAGGAUUAAACCGUCCUCACGGGAGGGGCCGCACUUGCUUCUUUAGUCGACAUCCAGGUACGCGGGUUAGACGGUUGCAGAAAGCACAAGCCAUACGUCACGAGCAGGGAAGGGCAGAGCUGGCUCCCGGGAGUGAGGGCGCCGUGGCCCUGCCCACCCCGACGCCUGAGAGGUGCGUUUGUAGAUUAAAGGUAAGGACCGUACGAGCCCCGUGACUUUCUCUUCACGCAUAAGCAGGUGUAUUUUUUAUUUCAGGGAAUUCUUUACUAUCAUCAAUGGUGCCACAUUGAACACGUCCCAAACCAAAUCCCACCCCGUGCGGGGGGCAGUGUGCGUUGCUCCUACAGCAUUCCAAAGAUGGAAAGUUCUUUACUUCAUGUGAAUUUCUCCUUCAAAGUUAUUUAUAUGUUCUAUAUAUAAAUACAUAUGUACAUACGCAGAUAUAUGGGCCUCUGUGUGGCUGAACAGUAUAUUUUGUAAAUAGAAGCUCUAGUCCCCAGAUUCCAGAGAGAGCGUCAGAGUUUUUAGCUCCCUGCGAGCACUUCAGAUCAGUAUUGUAUUCGUUAUAUUCACAAAUGGGUAUCUUUUCAUUGUAACAUAAAGGUGGGGUUGCUUUGCUUUUGGUUUUUUUCUUCCUGAAAAAUAAUUGCUUUUAUUUUCUCUCAUUGCCUCCCUGGUUUCAGAAGAGAGCAGUUUUAUUAUAAAUAUUGUAUGGACUUUGUAUAUUAAGAGACGGGCUCAUUUCAGAUUCCUGAAGAAAGAGACAUUCUCACUGUUAUUUUUUCAAAGGGCAUCUUUUGAUUUUUUUUUGUUGUUGUUCACUUUGGGCAUAUGUAUAUAAGUAAUAUUGAUGGUGAUAUAAAAACUUUUGUUAUGUGAAAAUAUUUAAGUCAGAAAACUGUUAAAUAAUAUUACUUUUUUUUCAAACUGCUUUGUGUAUUGUAUAUUUUUUUAAGGAAAAAAAAAAAAAGCCUUAUUUGACUUAUUCUUGUGAUACUGGACUUCUAUAUCCUGAGGUUCUCCUUGAAUGUCAUUGUGUACCGGCAGUAGUCCAUAUAUUCAGAAUAAUUGUAAUUGUGCCAGAGUUUUAAAGAUUCUGCUUUUAAUGCACUUUUCUUUUAUAAUUUUGUAUUAAAAUAUUUUAGAAAUGUUGAUUAAUUUUGGUGAACAGAGAUCUCCAAAGUUGAAAUUAUUGCAUUUAAAAAAUUUUGUUCUCGCUAGGUUAUUUAUUUUGGUUGUAGCAUUAAAUGUCAUCUCUCAGGACAGUGUCUGAAAGGGUUUGAUUCCUACUUGUACAGAAAGCGUAGUUCAGUGAACUGUAUUGGUGAAUUGCCUGUUUACGUAAGGCCUUACCAGGUGAAUCUAAAGCCUACUUUUAUUUUCGUCAAAGAAAAUGAGGAACAAUCUAUCAAUAAUUCAUUUUGUGAGUUUUCUCGAUUUAUUAACUCAGCAGGCAAACACAAGACAUUAAUAUAUUAUUUUUAUUUACUUCCUAGUUAUAAAAGCUGCUUCUUUGCAAAACAUUCCUUGAAAAUAUAAGGUUUUGUAAAGACAUAAUUUCACUUGAACCUUUGGUGGAGUACAGGUUGAUCUUUAUAUUUUACUGGUUAAUAAAUGUCUUCUGACAAGAGAUUUCUAGCCUCCUGCAUAACCAGGGUUUUGAGAACAGAUAACUGUAUUUUUAGAAAUAUCUCCUCAUAGCGUACCUGCUUUGGAAUAACAAUAAAUAAAAAAUGAAGUUAG